This is a messenger RNA of Penaeus monodon (black tiger shrimp), 3512 nucleotides long. Its product is annotated as TOX high mobility group box family member 3-like. Lineage: Eukaryota; Metazoa; Arthropoda; Malacostraca; Decapoda; Penaeidae. The record is from RefSeq and is a predicted model, not a curated record. Gene Ontology annotation, biological process: regulation of transcription by RNA polymerase II. Gene Ontology annotation, cellular component: nucleus. Gene Ontology annotation, molecular function: chromatin DNA binding.
GGAGGAGAGAGUUUCGACUUGUCACUCACCAUUCCGGAGUCCAACAACCACGCGGCCUACAUGAGUGACCAGCCUCCCUACGCCAACUACGGCACCGAGGAGAACUACGGUGACCUCCAAGGCUUGACCUCCACCCUCCCCCAGCCGGAGGCAGACACAACCUCCGCCGCCCACAACCACGCCCAUCACCAGCAGACCAUGUAUCAGCAUCAGAUGGGCGUGGGCGGCAAUAUGGUUCACGCCAACCCACAAUUUCCGCCCCAGAACCUCUACAUCCCACCCAUCUCCCAGCCAGGCAACAUGGGACCUGUCCAGACCACCGGGUACAUGGCCCACCCCGGGUGCGGCCCGCCCACCCCCGUCUACACCAGCGCCAGCGUGGCCAUGCACGGAGCCGGGCCCCCCCAGGCGCCCCACAUGAUGUCGGGCGUCGGGGGCAUGAUGGGGUAUUACCCACGCCCGCAGAUGGUUCGCAGCGGCGGUUCGCCCAACUCAGGUGGUUCCCCGUCCCCAGGAAGUGAUGACUCCGACGACUCGACGCCUCUGGCACAGAUGGGUCGCGGGAAGCGGCCGUCGUCGGAGAGCACCGAGGGGCCGGCCCGAGGCAAGAAGCCCAAGGUGUCCAAGAAAAGCAAGAAGAAAAGGGACCCCAAUGAGCCGCAAAAGCCUGUGUCCGCUUACGCUUUGUUCUUCCGGGACACCCAGGCCGCCAUCAAAGGCUCCAACCCCAAUGCGUCCUUCGGGGAGGUGUCCAAGAUCGUCGCCUCCAUGUGGGACUCGCUGGACGCCGACCACAAGAACGUGUACAAGAAGAAAACCGAAGCGGCCAAGAAGGAAUACCUCAAAGCUCUCGCAGCAUAUCGCGCCAGUUUAGUCUCGAAGGGUGGUGAGGGUGAAGGGGUGUAUGGAGCUCCUGGGUAUGGCCAGUUUGCCCCUGGGUUUGGCUACCCUCCCACUACUAGCGCCCCUGGCCACCCCCAGGUUCAGUCCUCCACACAGAUGUCACCACUGGCCAAGAAGUCUCCUCUACUCUCCUCACUCAUGGCCGACCCUCCCCCACCCAUGAUGACCCCUCCCAUGUCACAGCCCAUGCCACCUUCUGGCCCACCUAUGAUGCCCCAUGGUUCUAUGCCACCCAUGUCAGCAGCCAGCAUGGCUCCCCAGGCUCAGCAGGGCCCACAGGCCGCCCACCAGCCGCCUACACCACAGUCCCACCUGACGCCCAUGACCAACGUACCUACCACCUCUCCCUACAUGAAUCAGCAAGCACCUGGCUCCAUGACGAGUCCUGGUGGCGGCGGCUCACCAGGUAGUCGAAGUGGGCAGGGUUCAGGUGGACAACAGCAGGGCCAGCAGGGACAUGUUGGCUGCCCAACCUCUGGUCCAAACUGCAUCAGGUCCGGGUGCACAAACCCAGCUGUACACAACCCAGAAUGGGAAGAUGAGUACUGCUCCAAUGAAUGUGUUGUGUCUCAUUGCAGAGAUGUUUUCAGCACCUGGGUAGCAGGCAACCACCAUCAGCCAAAUACUCCAACUUAUCCUGCACCAGUCAAAUAAGCUCACAGAUGAGCUCCUAGAUAAAUAAGAGGGCUCUAUGUGGGUUAAGACACAGAGAUGGUACCUGCAACUUUAUUUUAACAAGUUAAAGGAAUGUCUUGUGUGAAUAUAUGGACACUGAUUGAUCUGGUGAAGAAAUCCAAGAUACACAUGGCUGCUGUGUAAGGCUGUAAUUGUGAAAAUGUUUUGUGGUACCUCUUCUUCCCCCUAGAUGUUGGCAAAUGGGUGCUUGUGUUUAAAGUCAAGAUUUCUAAGCUGCUGUCAUUGCUGGAACUUCAAAAGAAGCAUCUUUCUCUCUGUUCCAACCUUCCUUGCUCUUUGUAGUAUCCCAAGUGUAUUAUUCAUACCCAUCUGAUUCUACUAUUCUUCUUCAAUCCUAGAUGAGAAGAGUUCCAGAACAAUUGUUUGCUGUGAAAGUGGGCAGCUGAUGAACAAGGCUGUGCUAGCAAUGCAAUGGCAUUAGCAGUUUUAUUGGACUGUAUUGGGUUCCAGAGGAGGCAUUCUCCUCUCUCCGACAUUGGGCAAAAAGAUUCGAAAUGCCCAUCAAGUGUAAAAUUUAAAUUUACUUUUAAGAAAACUUACAUCAACCUGACCAAAUGGAUGGAGGGGACCAAAACUUUGUCUUUUGAUUUGUUAGUUUUAUGCUUAGUACAAAGAACAAAUUGAAUUCACUGAACAAUAAGAUGGGUGAUUUAAAAGAAAUACAUUUAGAUCAUCUUGCUCACUUUCACAGCUUUUGGAACAAUAUUUUGAUCAUAAGGUUUAAGUAAUUCCAGCAGGAAAUCAUGUCUUAGGGAGCUGGGUUUGUAAAUAUUUGUGUUAAUUUUCUUGAUAAGGAGAGAAAAAAUAUGAUUACGAUUAUUAUAGAUAUAGUAACAUAUUUACAAUAUAAUUUGUAAAUAUUUCAACAAUAUGUACAAGUGAUUGGUGAUUUUCUCCUCAACGUGAUUCAGUUAUGAUCAGUUGAUUAUAUACGGUAUGUAUGUAUGUACAUGUAUCAUAGUAGAUUUGUUCAGAGGCUUAUUAUUUGAUUAGCAAGAAAAAAAAUCAUUAGAAAUGACCUAUUUGUCAAACUUGUAUCAAUUCCUUCCAUUACAGUUACAGGAGUGGAUGUCAAUAUCCUUAAACUUCCUGUGUCUGCAAUCCUUGCAUGCUAAGUGUAUGCAUAGCAAUAUCAUUUGGCAAUUCCCAGUUUUCACAUAUGUAUUUCAAGAGGUCAUCGGCCGAGUUUGUGUCGAGAGGACACUUUGCUCAAUCCUCAUUGUACAUAGCACUAAUAUUUGGAGGACUGACUGCCGUAUCCUCUUGGAAGUUAACAUAGAACUUUCAGAUAUUUACAUUCUGGAUACAGCCAAGAGGAGACAUAUGAUUUGCUUCUAUUUUCAAACUUUUUUCCUCAAUAAUAUUUUCCCUUGGGUGAAGCUUGAUGCAAAGUACUUCAUGAGAGCUGUCCUGUUUGGUGUAUAUUAUGGGGAAGUGGGAUGUAGAUGUGAGAGAAGUAAUGACCACUUACAAACUACCCGUCUUCACAUCAGGUUUUACCCAUGCUUGUAGCUCUUAGAAAAUCCUUCAGUCCUAGAAUAAAAUAAAGUCAGUGUUUGCCCUUCUUAUAUAGCUAUAAUAAAUAUGUUGAUUAAAUACUGUGCUUAAUGAGACAGGCAGAGACUCCACCACAGGGUUGAAUCCAACAUAACUUUUGUUUGUCACUAUUUCUAGUUUAAUAGAAUUAAUUGGUUUUUGUACUUAUAUGAACAAAUUCACAGUUGUUGUGGUUAAUGAACAAGACCUUUUGUGAACAACUUGAAUCAACUAUUGUUUCACACAACUUUUUGUACUAGAACAAUCCACUACAAAAUACUGCAGAAAGAACAAUACCCAAAUAAAGUGUUAAAAAAAAGAAGAAAAAAAUGCCUUUUACAUUGGUAACACUAAUGUGUUGCCUGUUCCAAAGUGGU